Messenger RNA from Myxozyma melibiosi, 1611 nucleotides. Its product is annotated as SecY subunit domain-containing protein. Gene Ontology annotation, biological process: post-translational protein targeting to membrane, translocation; SRP-dependent cotranslational protein targeting to membrane, translocation. The transcript has 5 exons. Gene Ontology annotation, cellular component: membrane; Sec61 translocon complex. Gene Ontology annotation, molecular function: transmembrane protein transporter activity; ribosome binding; signal sequence receptor activity. Bases 218 to 1549 code for a protein of 443 amino acids. NCBI's taxonomy places the organism in Eukaryota, Fungi, Ascomycota, Lipomycetes, Lipomycetales, Lipomycetaceae. The record is from RefSeq and is a predicted model, not a curated record.
UUCUUGUUGCUGGUGCUAAGCUUCUUUGUCCGCUCUGCGUUCGUGCCUCAUCUGCGGUCCCGUGCCCUGCCUGCUCUGGAAUGGAUUGGAUUCAUGUGGAUGUUUACAGAAGCUGUGUUCAUGAUUGCUGAGUGUGCGCGAGUGGGCAAAGUAGAAGAAAGACUGUAUGCUAACUGUGAAUUGUCUCGCGCAAUAGGUUCCUUUCGAUCAGCGUCUCAUGUGGACCGGCGUCACUCUUCUGAUCUUCUUGGUCAUGAGUGAGAUUCCUCUCUACGGAAUUGUCUCCUCCGACAGCUCAGAUCCUCUUUACUGGUUGCGUAUGAUGCUUGCCAGUAAUCGGGGAACGCUGAUGGAAUUGGGUAUUUCGCCUAUCAUUUCGUCGGGCAUGGUUUUCCAGCUUCUCGGAGGUACCCACAUCAUUGAUGUCAACCUCGAUCUUAAGAGCGAUCGCGAGCUUUACCAGACUGCUCAGAAGCUCCUUGCUAUUAUUCUCUCUGUCGGACAGGCUACUGUGUAUGUGCUCACCGGAAUGUACGGUCCCCCCAAGGAGCUCGGAGCCGGCGUUUGUCUUCUUCUGAUCCUCCAGCUCGUUCUUGCCGGCGUGGUGGUCAUCCUUCUCGACGAACUUUUGCAGAAAGGCUACGGCCUCGGCUCCGGCAUCUCGCUCUUCAUCGCGACCAACAUCUGCGAGCAAAUCGUCUGGAAAGCGUUCUCGCCCACGACCGUCAACACCGGCCGCGGCACCGAAUUUGAGGGCGCGGUCGUGAGUCUCGUGCACCUGCUCUUCACGCGCAAGGACAAGAGCCGCGCGCUCAAGGAGGCGUUCUACAGACAGAACCUGCCCAACAUGAUGCAGCUGCUCGCCACCGUCGCCGUCUUCCUCGUCGUCGUCUACCUGCAGGGCUUCCGCGUCGAGAUCCCGGUGAAGUCGACCCGCGCGCGCGGACCGUACGGAACCUACCCCGUCCGUCUGUUUUACACGUCCAACCUGCCGAUCAUGCUGCAGUCCGCGUUGACUUCCAACGUCUUCAUCAUCUCGCAGAUCCUGUUCAACCGGUUCCCCGACAACUUCCUCGUCCGCCUCGUGGGCGUGUGGGAAGCCGGCGCCGGCACGCGCCAGCUGCACGCCGUCUCCGGACUGGCGUACUACAUGCAGCCGCCGCUCAACAUCACCGACGCGCUCUCGGACCCGAUCAAGACGGUGGUGUACAUCACCUUCAUUCUCGUCGCGUGCGCCGUCUUCUCCAAGACCUGGAUCGAGAUCUCGGGCUCGUCACCCCGCGACGUCGCGAAGCAGCUCAAGGACCAGGGCCUCGUGAUGGCCGGCCACAGAGAGCAGUCGAUGUACAAGGAACUCAAGAAGAUCAUCCCGACCGCUGCCGCCUUCGGCGGCGCGUGCAUCGGCGCGCUCAGCGUCACCUCGGACUUGCUCGGCACGCUCGGGAGCGGAACCGCGAUCUUGCUCGCGGUCACGACCAUCUAUGGAUACUUUGAGAUCGCGGCGAAGGAGGGCGGUGGGAUGCCUGGCGCGAUGGCGGAUUUGAUGUGAGUGCGCGCAUCGAAUGAAUUGUAAGAGAACGAAAUGAGAAACGAAGGAGUGUUUAUUUUGAC